Molecule: messenger RNA, 1323 nt
Organism: Triticum urartu
Lineage: Eukaryota; Viridiplantae; Streptophyta; Magnoliopsida; Poales; Poaceae
Product: (S)-coclaurine N-methyltransferase
Source: RefSeq, a predicted model, not a curated record
AACCCAGGCACGGAAACGUCAAUCACGGAAGCAAACGGCAGCCCGGCCCAAAUUCCUGGCAGCAACAGCAGCAGCCGCCGGCGCCGGGAGAGGAGCGAGCAAGAAUGGCGGCGGCGGCCGUGGCAGCGCGGGCGUACGAGGCGGCGACGCGGUCCGCGCUGGCGGCGCUGGAGCGCAACCUCCUGCCCGACGCGGUCACCCGGCGGCUCACGCGCCUCCUGCUCGCGCAGCGCCUCCGCCUCGGCUACCUCCCCUCCGCGCCGCUCCAGCUGCAGGACCUCCUCCUCUUCGCCCACUCGCUUGAAGGCAUGCCCAUUGCCAUUGAAACGGACACAGCUAAAACCCAACACUACGAGUUGCCGACCACAUUCUUCAAGCUAGUGCUCGGGAAAAACCUCAAAUACAGCUCAUGUUACUUCCCUGAUGAUUCGAGCACCCUAGAAGAUGCUGAGGUUGCAAUGUUGGAGUUGUAUUGUGAGAGGGCGCAGCUGCAAGAUGGCCAAAGCAUCCUUGAUGUUGGAUGUGGAUGGGGAUCCCUCUCUCUAUACAUCGCAAAGAAAUAUAGGAACUGCAAUAUUACGGGGAUAUGCAACUCAACAACUCAAAAGGCUUUUAUAGAAGAGCAGUGUAGGGAAAAUGAGCUAUCCAAUGUUGAGAUAAUUGUAGCAGACAUCAGCAAGUUUGAGAUGGAACAUUCUUUUGACAGGAUCAUAUCCAUAGAGAUGUUUGAGCACAUGAAAAACUACAAGGCACUUCUUAAGAAGAUAUCCAGAUGGAUGAAAGAGGAUUCCUUAUUGUUUGUUCACUACUUCUGCCACAAGACAUUUGCGUAUCACUUUGAGGACAAGAAUGAUGAUGAUUGGAUCACAAGGUAUUUCUUCACUGGAGGAACAAUGCCAUCAGCAAACCUCCUUCUCUACUUUCAGGAAGAUGUAUCCGUGGUCAAUCAUUGGCUUGUCAGCGGCACACAUUAUGCUAGAACUAGUGAGGAGUGGCUGAAACGUAUGGACAAGAACAUCACUACCAUAAGGCCAAUCUUCGAGAAGACUUACGGGAGGGAAUCGGCUACUAAAUGGAUUGCUUACUGGCGGACAUUCUUCAUCUCAGUCGCUGAACUUUUUGUGUAUAACAAUGGCGAUGAAUGGAUGGUUGCACAUCACCUGUUCCGAAAGAAGUAGAAGUACCGCUGGACAUUUCUGGAGCGAAGUAGAAUUAUAUGUUGAGAAUCAUCCAUCACAGAGGCUGUACCUAGUAAUAUUUUUUUUUCUGUGUUGAACGGUUAUCUUCCUUGAAUAAAUUGUACUUCAGUGUUCUGGUACUUCA